Hermetia illucens (black soldier fly) is the source of this 940-nucleotide messenger RNA. Its product is annotated as translation initiation factor IF-2-like. Lineage: Eukaryota; Metazoa; Arthropoda; Insecta; Diptera; Stratiomyidae. The transcript is spliced from 3 exons. Bases 82 to 894 code for a protein of 270 amino acids. The record is from RefSeq and is a predicted model, not a curated record.
UAUCAAUCUAAGUGAGUAGGCCAAGAUUUACCUGUCAGUCAAUAUGUGGGUACAUCAGUGAAUUACUUUCGAUAGUUUAUAAUGUUUUCCGAAUAUUUAUUUUGUAGUCUAUUAAUAGUAGCACAUAUUGCGUUAUCCGUAAAGGCUGGGUACUAUCAAGAGCUUCAAACGGGUCAUUUACGACAUCCCAGCCGCUUUCAGAAGCGCAUGGUUCCCAGGCAAUUUAAUGAUCAUUCCGCAUAUGAGUCAUCAUCCUCUGAGAUAGGAGGAGGUUGUCAGAAUAGAAUGUCUUCUGGUUCAAUAAAACAAAAGGCAUCGAGUAUUGCUCAGAAGGCGGCUCAAGAAGCUAAAGCCGCUUCAGAUGCACAGGCAGUUGCUGGCCAGCAAGCCGCUCACCAAGUCAAAGCGCAGCUUGCUGAAAAGGCCUUGCAAGCAGCCAAAGCCGCGGAAGCAGCACUAGCUGGGAAGCAAGCAAUCGUGGAACAGUUGGAGCAGGAAGUCCGGGAGGCGGAAGCAGUAGUACAGGAGCAAAGUGCAUCCUUACAGCAGGCUCAAGCCAAUGUUAAUGCAGCGAUGCAGGCUGCGCAACAGGCAACUACCCAACUCAAAACACUCACGGGUGCAGUACAAAUUGCGCAAGCAAAUGUUGGUAAUGCGGAGCAAGCAGCGCAAGGGGCGCAACAGGAACUUGCAGAGAAAACUCAACUGAUGGAGGCUGCGAAAAAUCGAGUAGAACAGCUUUUGAGACAACUGAGUGCUGCUCGAUCUGACUACGCGAAUACGAAGCAGGCGGCUUAUAAGGCUUCGGCUGCUGCACAUGAGGCUAAGGUGAAUGCUGCAAGGAAUAAGAGAAUGUUGAUGAGACGAAGACGAUUUAAAAAUAAUCGCGGAUAAAAUUAUUUUAUAGAAAAAUUUGUUGGAAAUAAAGGAUGUUGUUUUA